Messenger RNA from Didymodactylos carnosus, 1860 nucleotides. The record is from the annotation of a GenBank genome assembly. NCBI's taxonomy places the organism in Eukaryota, Metazoa, Rotifera, Eurotatoria, Philodinida, Philodinidae.
AUGUCGACAUUCGUCGAUUUCACGAAUCAAAUAAAACAAUUGAAUGAUCACAAACAAUAUCAGAAAGCUAUCGCUUUAUUCGAAACUCACAUUCAAUAUCAAUUGCCUACGAAUCCAGCGAUCAAUCAAGCUCUCAAGGCAUGUAUCGAAUUGGCCGAUUUGAAACGAGGAUCAGAUAUUCAUCAAAGUCUAUCUCCGCAAUCAAAAAAGAAUCCUUUCAUUCAAACGAAUCUCAUUCGUCUGUACAUGAAAUGCGGUGAUCUUUCCAAGGCACAAGAAAUUCUUCGCGAAAGUCGAAAUAUGACACCUGCUAUGUACAACGCUCUGCUUAAUGGUCUAGCCAAUAAUAAUCGUGGCGAACAAGCACUAGAUCUAUUUCGACAAAUGACUGUUCCACCAGAUGAAUAUACAUACAGCAUUCUCUUCAAGAUCUGUACGCAACUUGGUGACCAAGAUUCGAUUCAAUUUGGUAAAAAUUUAUUAGAAAAAAUUCCUGUCCGAUAUCAAACUGAUACAAUCCUUCUCAAUUCAGCUUUACAUAUGCUCAUGCAAAAUGGAGAAAUUUCAAUGGGUGAAAAACUUUUUUCACGAAUGAAUAAAUAUAUCACCACUUAUGGUGUAAUGAUGUCAGGUUAUAUCAAAAAUAAUCGACCACAAGAAGCAAUCGAUCUCUUCUUCAAAAUGGACAAGCCAGACGAAGUGAAUUUGAUCGUGUUUUUCAGUGCUUGUGCUCAAUUGGGAAAUGAAAAAGCGUUGAACUUAGGCAAACAAGUCUUUUCUCGAUUAUCUACCGAAUUUCAUGAAAAUAAUGUCAAUGAGAAGGUUCUUCAUGGUGUACUUAACAUGUUCAUCAAAUGUUCAGAUAUUGAAAAUGCCGAAAAGUUGUUUGCUCGAUUGAAUGGAAACGUUAUUACAUACGGAUCAAUGAUGACAAUAUACAAUAGUAGAAAUGAACCAGACAAGACUUUAGCUCUAUUUGAACAAAUGAAGAGGAAGAAGAUUGAAGUCAAUGAUAUCAUUUGGGUCUUAGUAAUCAAUGCAUUAUCGGAACUGAGCGAUCUUUCAGUAUGUGAAUCAGUGAUCUCGGAAAUGGCAGAAACGUUUUUAAUCAAUAUUCAAAUUCAAAAUGCAUUGAUCGAUAUGUGGAUCGACACGUUAAGUCGUUCGAAUUUAGUCGACGAAGCACAAGAAUUAAUUUCUGAAUUCGAACAAUCACAUUCUCCUUGUUAUUCGAUGUAUAUGGCGAUACUUUCGGCUGCACGUAAUCAACGAAACCCUUCGUUGGCACAGAAAAUCUUCGAUCAUAUUCAAGCACAUUUUCAUGAUCAGCAAUAUUAUGUGACACCGGCAGCAGUUCUUCUUGCUAAUACUUAUGCAUUAAGUGGCCAUUGGUCUACAGCAUCAGAUAUUCGAAUGAAAAUAAAUCAAUCCGGUAUGAAAAAAAUGGCCGGUCUUUCUUGGACUGUGAUCGAUGGGAAAAUAGUGAAAUUUCGAGCUCAUGAUCGAUCGCAUCGACGAUCUGAAGAAAUCUAUGCUGAAUUAGAACGUUUGACAAAUGAACUGAUCAAACAUGGCUACAAGUGUGAUACAUCUUGGAUUACUCGACCAAUGACGAAUGACGAAACUGGAGAAUCAGUAUUAUCUGGACACAGUGAAAGACUGGCCAUUGCUUUCAAUCUGAUUCAACGGCCAAUUCCAGCACGUAUCCAAAUAAUGAAAAAUCUUCGUGUUUGUGGCGAUUGUCAUACAUUCAUUAAAUGGAUCGCUCGAAUUCGUCAAUGUUUGAUAAUUGUUCGAGAUGCCAAUCGUACGCAUCAUUUCUAUCCAAAUGGACAAUGUUCUUGUCGAGAUUAUUUUUAA